Messenger RNA from Micromonas pusilla CCMP1545, 588 nucleotides. RefSeq lists its product as uncharacterized. The record is from RefSeq and is a predicted model, not a curated record. The transcript is spliced from 2 exons. The annotation marks the transcript as partial. NCBI's taxonomy places the organism in Eukaryota, Viridiplantae, Chlorophyta, Mamiellophyceae, Mamiellales, Mamiellaceae.
AUCGCGCUCGUGACGGUGGACCAACCCGUCAUGGCGUACUCGUUCGCCUACCCGUCCGUCACGUCCGAGGACGCCCCGAUCCGCUGGACGCCGUCGCGGCAGCGCGACACGUACAGCAGCGCGGAGCCGAUGUCCCCGGACGCGCGGCAGCGCAUCGUGUACGAGCUCAUCUCGUUCAAGGGGCCGAUGACGGCGACGGUGACCGUCGGCCCGGCGCCGCCGAAACUCGCGGGGAAGGAUAAGGCGCGUCCCUCGGCGUGGACGCCGUCGCUCGUCGCCGAGGCGGUGCUCGCGGACCGCGCGACCGGGCGGAUCGCGACCGGGCAGAAGGUCUCGCUCGCGGAGGUCGAGUCCGCGACGAGGGAGAGACGCGAGGACGGGACGGAGUACAUCUACUACGAGUACAUAUCGCAGGGGAGCCCGAACCUCUCGGAGCGCGAGGCGACGACGUUUCGGCACAGCGUCGGCGCGACGGCGAUCAGAGGGGACUACUUGUACACGUACACGAUAUCCGCGCCGGAGACGCUGUGGGACGUGAACGCGGCGGGGUUCGAGCAGGGCGUGCGGAGCUUCAGGUUGACGAAGCCG